AUGUACCGACCUGGUUACUGGUCCGACGACCCCAUGGAUGGAGUCCUAGGUGCCGGAAUGGCGCGCCCGGGUGCUACGUCCCGUCGCUUCGAUGAAUACUAUCGCUGUUAUCCAGUGGCGAUGCUUCCUGGUCCUGAAAGAGAAAAUGUGAACCAUGGCGGCAAGGUCAUCAUGCCUCCCAGCGCAUUAGACAAGCUUACCCGACUUCACAUUACCUAUCCGAUGUUGUUCGAGCUUCACAAUGGUGCGAAAGAGAGGAUGACACAUGCCGGUGUCCUUGAGUUCAUUGCUGAAGAAGGAAAGAUAUAUUUACCAUUCUGGCUGAUGCAAACAUUACUACUGGAACCUGGCGACCUUCUUCAAAUCAAAUCGACAGACCUCCCUCCCGGCCAGUUCAUCAAACUUCAAGCACAGUCAACCUCCUUCCUCGAUAUCAGUGACCCCAAAGCCGUGCUAGAAAACGCCUUCCGGAAUUUCUCAUGUCUUUCCAAAGGCGACGUCUUCACUUUUUCAUACAACGAUCAAGUAUAUGAGAUGGCAGUGCUGGAAACAAAACCUUCCGGGACGAAGAAUGCUGUGUCCGUUCUAGAGACCGACUUGGAGGUUGAUUUCGCCGCUCCGGUUGGAUUUGAAGAACCACAGCGGACUAGCGGAACCAGCACACCUGGUAGCGUCAUUAGCGGUGGAAAAAUUCCAGCUGGUGGACUAUUGCACCCCCAUGGCAGCAUGGCACAAUCGAUCAACUACCCCGCCAUUGCCCCCGAGGCCACCGAUGCUGCCACAGGUGCCCGUGCGGCAUCAUCCAACUUUUUGUCUGGGGGACAGCGUCUGAACGCUAAGAAGGGCAGUAAGACUCCGACGCCUAACCCUUCCACUCCUACCCCCGGUGCCUCAAGUUCCUCACAUCCACCUCCAAGCCGAAGAACUAACGGCCCGCAACCACUUCGACUCCCGCCUAAUCAGCUCUUCUUUGGGUAUGCAAUCAAACCCGUCAAACCCCGUGAUGAGAAUGGCCUAGUUGUCCCAGAUGACCAGCCCAAGUUCCAAGGAAUUGGACAAACUUUGCGUGGGAAGCGAAAGGAUUUGUCCGACUCUGCUACCCCAUCGGGAAGUGAGGCUGAAGGCCAAAAAAGCAAGGAAAACACUAAAAAGUCCGACGGUGGUGGUCGAACUUUGGGGAAGCGCUAA
Molecule: messenger RNA, 1188 nt
Organism: Penicillium concentricum
Lineage: Eukaryota; Fungi; Ascomycota; Eurotiomycetes; Eurotiales; Aspergillaceae
Product: polyubiquitin-binding protein UFD1
Exons: 3
Coding region: 1-1188 (395 amino acids)
Cellular component (GO): VCP-NPL4-UFD1 AAA ATPase complex
Molecular function (GO): polyubiquitin modification-dependent protein binding
Source: RefSeq, a predicted model, not a curated record